GAAUUACAAACAGAACCGACUGUUAGCGUUCUUGCAAGUUGUAACGAUCAUAACGUAGUGCGUUUUGUAUCAGCUCGUAUUUGGAUGAAAAGUUCAACCACUGCAGCCGCUGUUAAUGCGUAGGCGUGAAAGCAUAAUAAAACCACCCAACGGGAAGUGAAAGUUCACCAAAAGCGGACAGACUGCUGUGAGUGCGGAGAUAGUAUUGUCGCUUGACCUGCAUCGCCCCGGAAAAGGAAAGGAAGACGCGCGCCCCCGUGUACGCGGUCCUGCUCUAGCCAAUCUAAACGGUCGCAGUGCGAACGAAACAAAAAGUUCCGUAGUAAAAUAAUAACGCGGAGUAGGGAAUAUUGAUUUUUUCGGUCGGCGUGCAACGUGAGAAAAAAAAUCGGUUGUAUACGUGACCCCUGGCACGGCGUGUGUUAUUGCGUUUGGCGUGAUACUUUCGGCAACCUCCGCUAGUAGAAACGGAACCCAUUUGGGGUCGAUCUUUUUUUUGCGUUGUUGCGCCUCAUCUUCGGUAGUGCGGCCAGGAUUACCUAAUAACCGUCGAGAUGGCGUUCAUGAUGCCGGUGAUGAAGAACGAGUUCGAUAUCUACAAGGGCCGCCAGCGGCGGAUAUCGGAAUGCUCGAACCAAAGCAACUGCCGAUCGCGCAAAGUGUCGGAAAGUUCGCGGUCGGACUGCCCCAGCCUGUCGACGUCGCCCGGCAACGAAGGAUUCAUGUCCGGUUCACCGGCCCAUCGCAGCCACCCGAUGUACAUGUCGCACUUGGCAUCGCGGUCACAAUUUUCGCGCAACUCGUCCCGCACCUCGCAAAGCUCGCUGAUCGCCUCAAGCCCCUCGAAGACCAGCUCUGGAAGCAGCCCACCGAAGGGAGCCAAUGGUCCCGCUGUGCCAGCUGCGGCCGCUGGAAGCCAGAGCAGCCUGAACAAGUUCCACACUCGGCUGGUCGAUAAGCUGCGCAAAUCACUUCGCAAAAGCAAAUCGACCGACGGACGGUCAUGAGAAGCGAGUGUGGGCGGCGUUGGCGGUG
This is a messenger RNA of Anopheles nili, 1035 nucleotides long. RefSeq lists its product as uncharacterized. Lineage: Eukaryota; Metazoa; Arthropoda; Insecta; Diptera; Culicidae. The record is from RefSeq and is a predicted model, not a curated record. The transcript has a single exon. Bases 555 to 1007 code for a protein of 150 amino acids.